AUGACGAAAGAAUUCACUGAUGUGAAAUUUACCGACGUUACCAUCCUCGGUAUUCUCCAUGAGGGGGAGGUGUCAGCUGUGUUCAAGGUGAUUGUUCACAAGACAACAUGCGUGAUGAAACUGUGGCAUGACUGGCUCCCAAGAGACUGCGAGAGCCCUUUUGUCCGUGAAACCACUGCCUAUCGCCAACUAAAAGCAAAUGGCCUUUGCGAGCGAGGCGUCAUACCCGACUUCUACGGAACAAUCACCGAUAUCAAGCUGUCUAUAUUACCGAGCCAAUGGCCACAGGACACAUACUCAAUUCAGUGUAUGUUUCAAGAAGACAAUUCACCGCUUGACGCUCUUCUACUCGAAUACAUCCCCGGCCUUGAGAUGAUAGACCUAUCCAAUUAUUCAGCACAAUAUUUGGAUGACAUCCGCCAAACCUGA
Molecule: messenger RNA, 429 nt
Organism: Penicillium concentricum
Lineage: Eukaryota; Fungi; Ascomycota; Eurotiomycetes; Eurotiales; Aspergillaceae
Exons: 2
Coding region: 1-429 (142 amino acids)
Source: RefSeq, a predicted model, not a curated record